AAUCUUUUAAUUUUGCAGGGAAGUGCGGAAAUUAUGAUUUACUUCUUCAUAAUGGAAAGUGAAGGCUUGGAGGAGGAGGAUAGUAGCAUUUUUGUAUGAGGUUAUCUGUAUCUAUUGGUUAUUAUGGACAUCCAAGAUAGCAGUGAGUACAAUGAACAGCCAUUGAUGCUUCCCCCUUCGCCAGGAACUUUUGUGGAUCGUGAGGAACUCAUCCAACAUGUUGGGGAGUUUGCUGUAUCACAAGGCUAUGUGGUAACCAUUAAGCAGUCUAAGAGGGACAGAGUUGUAGUCCUUGGCUGUGACAGAGGAGGUGUUUAUCGUAACAGGCGGAAACCUGUUGAUGAGUCCUCUUCUGAAUGCUCCCGCCGAAGAAAGACAGGUUCACGACUCACAAAUUGCCCAUUUGAAGUAGUGGGUAAAAAGGAUGAUGGUUUGUGGGUGCUUUCAGUUAAAAAUGGAACACAUAACCAUGAACCGCUGAAAGACAUAACAGAACACCCUUCUGCUCGUCGUUUUAAUGAGAAAGAAGUUUUAUUGAUUAAAGAAAUGACAGACGCUGGAUUGAAACCUCGGCAAAUUCUUAAGAGACUCAGACAAAGCAAUCCUGAACUUUUAUCAACUCCAAAACAUGUUUACAAUGUUAAAGCUAAGCUUCGACAGGGAAAUAUGACAGUGAGAAACUACAAGUCAUUGAGACCUCAGAAAUCUGCUGUUAGAAACAAUUACCUCUCUGUUAUGGAGCCAUCUUGGAGGCAACGUAACCCUCCGAGGGUGCCCAAUCUCAUUGGAGGUAGAUUCGUUGAUUCACAGUCAUUUGCAUCUAUUGAUGUUAUAAACCCUGCAACGCAGCAAAUUGUUUCUCAAGUUCCUUUGACUACGAAUGAGGAAUUCAGAGCAGCCAUAUUUGCAGCAAAGCGGGCUUUUCCAUUAUGGAGAAACACACCAAUUACAAGCCGACAGCGGAUUAUGUUCAAAUUUCAAGAGCUUAUUCGUAGAGACAUUGAUAAGCUAGCUUUGAACGUUACGCAUGAACAUGGGAAGACAUUGAAAGAUGCAUACAGUGAUGUGUUAUGUGGGUUAGAGGUGGUUGAACAUGCUUGUGGAUUGGCAAGUCUACAAAUUGGGGAGUUUGUUCCUAAUGUAUCCAAUGGAGUUGAUUCUUAUAGCAUCAGAGAGCCACUUGGUGUAUGUGCUGGUAUUUGCUCCUUUGACUUUCCAGCUGUGAUACCCUUAUGGAUGUUUCCUGUUGCAGUCACUUGUGGUAAUACCUUUAUUCUUAAGCCAUCAGAGAUGGAUCCAGGUGCUGCUGUCCUGCUUGCUGAACUAGCAGUGGAGGCUGGCCUUCCAAAUGGUGUCUUGAAUAUUUUACAUGGGACCAAUGACAUUAUUAAUGCUAUCUGUGAUGAUGACAACAUUAAAGCUAUUUCAUUUGUUGGUACAAGUACAGCUGGUGCUUACAUUUAUGCUAGAGCAUCAGCCAAAGGUAAACGUAUUCAGUGCAAUAUAGGAGCCAAAAACCAUGCUGUUGUCAUGGCUGAUGCAAGUGUGGAUGCUACUCUGAAUGCUUUGGCUACUGCUGGCUUCGGUGGAGCAGGACAAAAGUGCAUGGCCUUUAGCACAAUCAUUUUUGUUGGAGGCUUUACUCCAUGGGAAGAUAAACUGGUGGACCAUGUCAAAGCACUUAAAGUAAAUGCUGGAACAGAACCAGAUACAGAUCUUGGUCCUCUGAUUAGCAAGCAGGCAAAGGAGCGCACAUGCAGAUUGAUUCAAUCAAGUAUCGACAGUGGUGCAAAACUACUGCUUGAUGGGAGAAACUUUGUGGUUGAAGGAUAUGAACAAGGGAACUUCAUUGGCCCCACCAUCUUAUCUGAUGUCACGACCAAUAUGGAUUGUUACAAGGAGGAAAGUUUUGGCCCAGUUCUCCUCUGUAUGCAGGUUGAUAGCAUAGAAGAGGCUAUAGACAUUGUUAACAAAAAUAAGUAAUGUCAAUUUGAACUUGCACCUAGACUCCUCCAUCAUCAACAGAAUUCGAAGUUUUUAUAAUGUUUUAUAUCUUGAUAGCACCUUCUUCUUUUUUCCGUUUUUGUUUUUAUGCAUACUUGAUGGCACUCUUACAGGUAUGGUAAUGGAGCUUCUAUAUUUACUACAUCAGGUGUAGCUGCUAGGAAAUUCCAGACUGAGAUUGAGGUUGGACAGGUUGGCAUCAACGUACCCACCUCGGUCCCGUUGCCCUUCUCCUCUUUCACCAGCUCAAAGCCAUGUUUUGCGGGUGAUCUCAAUUUUGAUGGCAAGGCCGGGAUUCAAUUUUACACCCAGAUUAAGACAGUAACUCAGCAAUGGAAAGAUCUAGCAAGCUGUGAGGUAGCGUCUGUGGAAAUGCUAAGUUCAUAAAGGAAAAAAUGACAGACAAACGGCAAAAUGCUUUGUCUCUCUCCCCAGUUCCCCCUUUUGAUUCAGUUACUAAAGAAUUGAACAUAGUAUUUAUAUUGUUAUGUUAUUUAUGUUUUGCAGCAUGUUCUUAAUAUCAAUCUCUCUUUUCUCUCUCCUACAAAUCUUUCUCUUUUCUUUUUCAUACCUCUCUUGUAAAGAUUGAACAACAAAUUAAAGGUUUAAUUUCUAC
Molecule: messenger RNA, 2620 nt
Organism: Rubroshorea leprosula
Lineage: Eukaryota; Viridiplantae; Streptophyta; Magnoliopsida; Malvales; Dipterocarpaceae
Source: the annotation of a GenBank genome assembly